AUGGCAAUUCAUCAAGGUCCUUUCCUAUUCUGCCUUCUAGCCUUGGCCUCCUUGUGUAUUGGAAGUGCAAAACCAAAUGACAAUUCGAUACCUUUCAACCGCAGCAGUUUUCCUCAUGAUUUUAUAUUUGGAACAGCUUCGGCUGCUUACAUGAUUGAAGGAGCAACAAGUAUCGAUGGAAGAGGACCUAGCACAUGGGAUAAUUUCAUCAAGAAACGUCCAGAAAAAAUUCAUGAUGGUAAAAAUGCAGAUGUAGCCUCUGACUUUUAUCAUCGUUAUAAGGAGGACGUACAACUGUUGAAAACGAUUGGAUUAGACUCUUUCAAAUUUUCUAUCUCAUGGUCUAGAGUAUUACCAAAGGGCAAAGUAAGCGGGGGAGUGAACCUACUUGGUGUCAAAUUCUACUACGACCUCAUCAACGAGCUCUUGUCGAAUGGUAUUAAGCCAUGUGUGACUCUUAUGCACUUUGAUCCUCCUCAAGCACUUGAAGAUGAAUAUGAUGGACCAUUAAGUCCCAAGUUUGUGAAUGAUUUUCAAGAUUAUGCGGAUUUUUGCUUCAAAACUUUUGGUGAUCGAGUCAAGUUAUGGUUUACAAUGACCGAACCAAUUGCACUAAGUGUGAGUGGGUACGGUGGUGGUACUUUUCCGCCUGGAAGAUGUUCGAAUUACGUCCGGAAUUGCACUACCGCCGGUAACUCUGCUACUGAGCCUUAUAUUGUCGGCCAUAACUUGCUUCUUGCUCAUGGAGCUGCCGUGAAAUUAUACAAGGACAAGUAUCAGCCAAAUCAGAAGGGGGAAAUUGGGAUCACAUUCUAUACCACUGGGAUUGAGCCAAAAUACAAGACAUCUUCCAGCCGCGAGGCCGCCUCUAGAGCUAUGGACUUUUUCUUUGGAUGGUUUGCCGAUCCGGUUAUAUAUGGUGACUAUCCCGAGAGAGUAAAGUCUGUAGUGGGUAAUCGAUUGCCAAAAUUUACUAAAGUUCAAUCCAAGUUGGUAAAAGGGUCCUUCGAUUUUAUUAGUAUAAACUAUUAUUCCACAUCUUGGGUAGAAACCGCUCCCUCAGCAAACGGUGUCAACGUCACUUUUUGGACUGAUAUGCAAGCCAUUCUCACUAAUAAGAAGUUCACCCAACCUAUGGGAUUCCGAAAUCUUCUUUUGUACAUAAAAGAAAAAUACAACAAUCCCGCUAUAUACAUAACGGAGAACGGAAUUGGUGAUCCAGAUUCUUCUUUACCAUUUAAAGAUAUCCAAAAUGAUACUGGGAGGAUAAGAUACUAUGCCUUGCAUUUACGAUCUCUUUUAAAAGCUAUGGAGGAGGGCACAAAUGUGAAGGGAUACUAUUCAUGGUCAUUUCUUGACAGCUUUGAAUGGGACAGUGGUUACCUCAUUCGGAAUGGCCUCACUUAUGUGGAUUAUAACGACAAUUUAAAAAGACACCCCAAAGACUCUUGCUAUUGGUUCAAGAAGUUCCUCCUAAAAUAA
Molecule: messenger RNA, 1482 nt
Organism: Corylus avellana
Lineage: Eukaryota; Viridiplantae; Streptophyta; Magnoliopsida; Fagales; Betulaceae
Source: RefSeq, a predicted model, not a curated record